This is a messenger RNA of Pimephales promelas (fathead minnow), 5538 nucleotides long. It is a transcript of the gene tnk2a, whose product is annotated as tyrosine kinase, non-receptor, 2a. The record is from RefSeq and is a predicted model, not a curated record. Gene Ontology annotation, biological process: signal transduction; protein phosphorylation; regulation of keratinocyte differentiation. Gene Ontology annotation, molecular function: protein binding; protein tyrosine kinase activity; protein serine/threonine/tyrosine kinase activity. NCBI's taxonomy places the organism in Eukaryota, Metazoa, Chordata, Actinopteri, Cypriniformes, Leuciscidae.
GCCUCACUCGUACUGCAUCUCGCAGUGACUCAGCAAGAGAAAGCUAAAAAAAAAAAAACGAAUAUGGAAAUGCUUUACCGUUAACAAGCUGUGACCUUUUUAUUCAUCUGACUGAGACAUAAGGAGAUGAGACAGAAGAUGGAUCUUGACUUGUUUGGGAAACAGGACAGGACUGCAAUGAACUGGAUUUAAGGCACUGUGCGCACUGAUUCAGGGUGGGAAUAAUAAGUCUCAGGAGGCUGGGCAGAGUUUUUGCAACAUAAAACACAGUUUCACAUGAGACUGCAACUAUUUUUUCAACGAAGAAUCAGAUUACGCAUGCUAUUCUUGACUUUAGCUUACAAAAGAGAGCUUCAUGUUGCGGCUGAUGGGAAGAAGAAGAAAUCAAACAAAUAUAUCUUGCAGAUUAGAGGAGACGCUUGACAGUUUACUGUGAAAACAGGACACACCCCGAGGGAGUGCAGUUCACUCAUACACACACUCCCUGAAAGCACUGCUUUCCAUGGUCAAAUGGCGGCAGUCUCAGACUACCAGCGACACUAUAAUGUGAAGGACGAGCCGGACGGUGAAGACAUGCAGUCUGACGAGGGUACGGAGUGGCUCAUGGAGCUGCUCACUGAUGUGCAGCUCCAGCAGUAUUUUCUGCGUAUCCGUGACGACCUCAAUGUCACACGUCUCUCACACUUUGACUAUGUCAAAAAUGAGGACCUUGAAAAGAUCGGCAUGGGCCGCCCAGGUCAGAGACGGCUGUGGGAGGCAGUGAAAAGGAGAAGGGCCAUGUGCAAACGGAAGUCAUGGAUGAGCAAGGUGUUCACCGGGAAGCGUCCUGACUCCGAUUCCCAGACUCCAGCGGUGUUCCGCAGCUCAUCCCCAUCAUCAGCUCAACCAGACGGUCAGCCAGCCGAUCUCACCUGCCUCAUCAGUGACAGAGACCUCACCCUCUACGAGAAACUGGGAGACGGAUCCUUCGGAGUGGUGAAACGUGGAGAAUGGCAAGCCCCCUCUGGAAGAGUGCUGAGUGUGGCUGUAAAGUGCCUGAAGACAGACCUGUUGGACCAGCAGGGUGAAGGUCUAGAUGACUUCAUAAGGGAAGUUAAUGCCAUGCACUCCCUGGACCACCACAAUCUCAUUCGUCUAUAUGGUGUUGUCCUCACACACCCCAUGAAGAUGGUGACAGAACUUGCCCCAUUGGGUGCUUUGUUGGACCGCCUGAGGAAGCGUCAGGGUCAUAUAUUGAUAGCGGUUCUGUGCCACUACGCCGUUCAGAUCUCCUGUGGCAUGGCGUACCUUGAGUCCCGACGAUUCAUUCACAGAGACCUGGCUGCACGCAACAUCCUGUUAGCCUCCAACGACCUCAUCAAGAUAGGUGACUUUGGCCUAAUGAGGGCCUUGCCUAAAAAUGAUGAUCAUUACGUGAUGCAGGAGCAUCACAAAGUCCCUUUUGCCUGGUGUGCUCCAGAGAGCCUGAAGACCCGUACCUUCUCCCAUGCCAGUGAUACCUGGAUGUUUGGAGUAACAUUGUGGGAAAUGUUCACUCACGGGCAGGAACCAUGGGUUGGACUCAAUGGUAGUCAGAUUCUCCAUAAGAUCGAUAGGGAGGGAGAGAGGCUUAUCAAACCGGAGGACUGUCCGCAGGACAUUUAUAACGUCAUGCUGCAGUCCUGGUCGCCCAAACCCGAGGACAGGCCGACAUUUGUGUCCCUCAGGGACUUCCUUGUGGAGACAAUGCCCACUGACAUGAGGGCACUGCAGGACUUUGAUGAACCAGACAAACUUAAAAUUCAUGCCAAUGACAUCAUCACUAUCAUUGAGGGCAGAGCAGAGAACUAUUGGUGGAGAGGUCAGAACAGACAGACUCUAAAGGUGGGACAGUUCCCGAGGAAUGUGGUGACCUCUGUGGCGGGUCUGUCUGCUCACGACAUCAGCCGACCUCUCAAGCACAGUUUCAUCCACACGGGCCAUGGAGACACAGAUCCACUCCGAAGUUGGGGCACCCCUGACAAGAUCGAUGAUUUGUACCUUGGUAAUCCCAUGGAUCCUCCAGAUGUUCUUGGGAUGGAUUCAAAUACGGCCAAGCCCACUAAACUUCCAAACCGGGCGAAAAAACAACCUCCCCCCAGACCUCCUAAACCAGCAGUUCUACUUAAGAGUAAGAACCAUUUCUUUUCCUCUAAGAAUCACAUGACAAAAACAAUUUUCCCCAAAGUUUUUCCUUAUGACUUGUUCCCAGAACCAUUUUACGACUCUGUGCUGGACAAUGAUGAUGAUCUGAUAGUGACGGGUGUGAAGAAACUCUCGCUUAAGACUCCCACGUACCUGGGUUUACGCCCCUGGCCUUGGGAAAGCAUUAGUCCGAGUGACCGCCUCAGCGAAGUCUCACUCAUUGACUUUGGAGACGAUAGUUUCAGCUCUACGUCACCCUCACCCAUUACCGAGACGCCCAACCCCAGCACAGCGAAACCACCUGCAUCCUACGCCGCAUCGAUCUUAGAUAUGGCGCCACCGCAAAGCCCCAAUCGAGCCCUGCCCAACCCCAUGCACCCUACUCCUGUGGUGGAUUGGGAUACGCGGCCCCUACCUUCUCUUCCGGCAUAUGACGAAGUUGCCUUGGAUAGUGCUGAGCAGGAAGACAUGGAAGUGAGCUCCAUAAAUGCAUCUGCGGCGGUGCAGGAAGACACUGUAUCUGAACAGACACAAUUAGGGGAUGACAUUAAAGUCGAUGGGAAAUGCAAUGUGGAGGACAACCUCUUUCUACCAUUCAAGCAUGGGGAGGAAUCCCACUCGUUUUCGCAAUCAGCAGACAUCUUCAAGGAGCUACAACGGGAGGUGAUGGUGAAGCUUCGGGUCCCUCCGACCGGACGUUCCCUCCCUUCUUCACCCCUCCCGACUCCUUCAGCUCUCGCCCCGCACCGACAGAUCAUCCUGCCCUCCUCCUAUGAGGACAGGCCUCAAAUCCCUCCUAGAAUCCCAAUCCCACCCAUGCGGCCCUCUAAGCGGGCAGGAAUAUAUGGCAGCAGACUGUCGGUUUCUCUUGGAGACCAAGAAGACGUGAGCCGCUGUCCGCCUCAGAUACCCCCAAGGGAUCACGCUCUAUCUCAGCCCAACUCUCGGGCACCGAGCCCUAUGGUGCAGCAAGGCGGCUCCCCUCAACAGAGAUCCAGCCUCUGUUGCGUCGGAUCAUUGGGCUCCUGCUUAUCCCCGUCGUCCUAUUCCUCUGCGCCAUCCAGCUCCUCCACCACAUCAUCUAUGUCAACCGCCACCACUGCAAGUUCUCAGUACGGAUCUACUGAAGUGGGCCAGGCUCCGGCUAAGAGUCCCUGCAUCCUCCCUAUCGUGUAUGGUGGCGUGAAGGCCAGCAGCACUCAUUACUACUUGCUACCUGAGAAACCGGCAUACCUGGAUAAGUACGAGAGGUUCUUGAAGGACUCAGAGGAUAACAAUGAGAAAAAAACUACAAAUAUGGCCACUGUGAGGCCUAUGGUUCAACAGCAAGCCAACAAGCUCAGUUCUUCCACCGGACACACUAGUAACAGCGGGACUUCCAACAGUCUGGCCUGGCCGAGCAGCACCCAAGCAGGUGCCUUUAACCGUGUCACGAUACAACAAGUGCAGGAGGCGGUACAUGGAGUGACUGUAGAGGAGUGUCAAACUGCCCUUCAGACGCACAGCUGGAACUUUCAGGAGGCCGUCAAAUAUUUGAAGGUGGAGCAGUUGUUCCGACUGGGUUUGAAGGCUCGGCCCGAAUGCAUAGAAGCUCUGGAGAGAUGUGGCUGGAAUUUGGAGCAGGCCAGCACUCAAAUGCUGGACUCCUACGGUCCAUCUAGACAUAGGUUCUAAUGGCAGAAAAAAAGGAAGAACAGAGCAGAUCUCCGUUCCAGCGAAGCAAUGAGAAUCGAUCCAAUGAGAAUUCAGCUCUUUGACUCUUGACCAGUUAUACAAUGGAUGUUUGCUAAUAGAUUAUGCAGGUAAUUUGAAUAUUCAUUGCCUAUCUGUUUAUAAUCAAUACAAGAAAAAUGCAAAAUUCACUUACUUGAAGUACAAGUGCAAUGUGAACAGUUUGUAUAAGUUUGCUUUUCGCUGCAUCAAAUGUGACUUGCCUGUGAAAUGUUUGUAGUUUAUUUAUUCUGAAUAUUUUAUUUUAUAUUAGGAACCAUCUGAAAAGUGGGGACAUAAUUUAAAUCUUAUCAGCACUGCUCAAUAUUAAUUGAGUGAUGUGAGUUGUAAUGGUUGCUUCAUUCCUUAUUUUAUGUAAAGACGUUACAGGGUAUACUGGUCAGAUAUUAUAAGCUUUUGAAUGGAUGUAUAGACCAUUAAGGUGCAGUCGCAUUUACUGUUGUUCUGUGAAUUUUUGUGGACGAAGUCGGUCGUUUCAAUAGGGAUUGAAAUCCAUGUGAUCUGCAAUUUCGUGUGAGGCUAAAAGAUUUCCCCACACAGAUUCCUCAAAGGGUUCAAGGUCACAUGGCGAAUGACCAAUUUGGUUUGAAAGUGACUUCUGUGUAAGCUGUGCUUCAUACAUCGCCACAUUAUUGACAAUGGACGAUGGACUUUUUCCUGUGAAAUUUCAUGAUAAUAUUACCACACAUUUCUGCAUCUAUUAUGCUCAUACUUUGGUUAACUCUCAUUCAUGAUGUGGCAUGCAGUAUAUAGGCCUUGUUGCUAAUAUCAGCUUAUACUAGUUUAUCAUUAGUUUUAUUCUAUGCUGUGGUGGUAAAAUUAGUCACCGCCCUGAGACUGCACAGCCACAGCUCACCCAUAGUCUGUCUUUUUUCCCCCUCAUGCCUCUAUUAUUUUGGUUUAAUCUAUUUUAGAUAACCCACAAUUAAAACGAACAAACUGUGAUCGAACUGAGAAUGUCAAUGUUCAUUCCUCAUUCCUCAAGGCUAUUGUGCCAUCAUGAUGGCUGCAGAAAAUACUGUAAAUGCACUUAUUUUAUUCUUAAUUCAUCAGUUUCUUGUUAGUUUUGUUGGUCUUCAUUGUCCUUAUCACUGGACCAAUUGUUCUCAGUUGCUGAUUUAGCUAUUAUGAGAAAAAUAUUAUCUUUUUCAUUUACUUUUAGGUAAGUGGAACUCUGCUUUUAUCUUUGCAUUUUCCGAUUUUGCUCAGGUUCAUAUAUCACAGAAACAGCACUUAGUCUCUGUAAUGAAGUCUCAUUUAAUGAAAUGAUCUUAACUGGAACUGAGUAACAGCUUUUAAUGCACAUUUUUCUUCUGUCAGAACAUGUUGACCGUGUCCAUAUGUCACCCACUUUGCAUCAAUCACUUACAAACAUCUUACUUAGCAAAUUGAGGCUUUUGCUCUGUGCUUUUGUGCUCUGUAAUUUUCAUCUGCCUCCUGGACAGAUGCUCAGUAUUCUAGUUAUGUUUUACCUGCACUGGUUUUGUGUUCAUGUCUUUGGAAUUGUGCUCGCCUUAUGUAGGUUGCCUCCCACUUUUUCUGAAUUGGAUGACAGAAUGCUGGGCUUACUGUAAAAGCUUUAUAAAUGUGUAUUCUAUAAUUGUCUAUAUGUAUUUUUGUACUGAAGUAUAUAUUUAAAACUGG